This is a messenger RNA of Phoenix dactylifera (date palm), 1567 nucleotides long. RefSeq names its product peroxisomal nicotinamide adenine dinucleotide carrier-like. Gene Ontology annotation, biological process: transmembrane transport; nucleotide transport. Lineage: Eukaryota; Viridiplantae; Streptophyta; Magnoliopsida; Arecales; Arecaceae. The record is from RefSeq and is a predicted model, not a curated record.
GGUGACGAGCAACGGACGAGCCAGCUCUUUCCCAACUCCCAACUUCUUGGUCUGGCGUGUGGACGGCGGCGUAGAUGCGUGGUUGUCGCGGAAGCCGUUUCAUAUAACUCCCAUCGCACCGCGCCGACACCGCCGACGCCGGAGGAGGAUCGGAAUCCAUCAUGUCCAACGCUUUGGCCAAUGGCUUCGCCGGUGCCGGCGGAGGCAUCAUCGCCCAGAUCAUCACUUAUCCCCUCCAAACCGUAAACACUCGGCAGCAGACUGAGAGGACCGCCAAGAAGAAAUCGAUCGCCGCCGACGGCGCCGCCACCGCCCCGCCGGGCGGUGGAACUCUCUUCCAAAUCCUCCAGGUCAUCAGAACGGAAGGCUGGGGAGGACUUUACAGCGGUCUCAAGCCAUCUCUCGUCGGCACAGCCGCAUCGCAGUUUGUGGUCUUUUAUGGCGAUGUCCAGGGCAUAUAUUAUUACUUCUACCAGGUGUUUAAGAACAGGGCGGAGGCGAGAGCGGUCGCCCGCAAGAAGAAAGGUCUCGGCGAUGGCACUGUCGGCAUGUUCUCCUGGCUUAUUGUUGCAGCGGUUGCAGGGUCAGUGAAUGUCCUACUGACUAUUCCGAUAUGGGUUCUUGUGACUCGUAUGCAGACUCAUACACAAGCAGAAAGAAAAAUCAUGGAGGCUAAGAGGGAGGCUAUUCUGAUGGAAGCAUCUGAUGCUGAUGCCACUGAUAUUGAAACUCUUAAGGAAAAGUUGUCUGAACUUGAUUCAGUCAAACCUCGUCCCUAUGGAACCUGUCAUGCGGCAUGGGAGGUUUACAAUGAAGCAGGCAUAAAAGGAUUCUGGAAAGGACUCAUGCCAACACUUAUCAUGGUAUGCAAUCCAUCAAUCCAAUUUAUGAUUUAUGAAACCUCAUUAAAGCGCCUUCAGUCAAAGCAUUCUGAAAACAAGCGUGGGAUGAAAAAUAUCACUCCCUUCGAGGUAUUCUUGUUGGGGGCACUGGCGAAAUUGGGAGCAACAGUUUCAACAUAUCCUUUGUUAGUUGUGAAGUCCAGGCUACAAGCAAAACAAGAAAUCGGCAGGAAUGUCAUGUUAAGAUAUACAGGUACUCUGGAUGCAAUAAUAAAGAUGAUCCAGUAUGAAGGACUGUAUGGAUUUUAUAAAGGGAUGGGCACAAAGAUUGUACAGAGUGUUUUUGCAGCAUCAGUUCUUUUCAUGGUAAAGGAAGAGUUGGUCAAGGCAAUUCUUUUCCUUACUGAUGAGAGCAGGAAAAUCCUGUUAACUUUUGGGAAGCGAUAAACAGUCAGUAGGAAACAUGUUGCUUCCAUCUUGGGUUGUCUCAUGGCUGACGUUCUGAUUGGUAGUAAAAAAAAAGGAUGAUAAAAGAUGGUGCAUUUCUAUUAUGUGUUCUAGGAUAUAUUGCCAUUAUUACACUCAUAAAAUAAACGUACAUUUUGAAUUUAUCUGCUUAUAAGCAUGUUUGUUGCUUUGAAGUGUAAUUUAUCAAGGCUUAUACACAGUUAUUUUUUAAUCCUUUUGAGGAUGAAACAUAUCAUAUUGCAGGUGUUAUUUAGUAA